AUGUCUUCCGGAAAGGCACCUACAGCUUUCCCCGACGCCGAGGCCAAGCUGGCCCAGCCCGCCAAGCAGUCCGCCUUCGAACGAUCGAGAGCUGAGGCAGAAGCGAAGCGCAAGCGCGACCAAGCCGAGACCGAAGCGGUGUACAAGGAGUUCGUAAAGUCAUUUGACCAUGACGACGAUGGCGGUCGACCGAGCCGCCCCGUGGCGCAACCAUCGCGACCUCGCUUUAGCGAACCGUCUGUUGGCUUUAACACAGGCAGGCGGCACUUUGCUGCGUCGGCGAUGAAGAAGAGCGGGCCGGGAACCUUGGGACCUGCCCCCGGAUUCGACAGUCGGCGUUCGUUCAACGACUACUCUCGCCCACCGAGGGAUACCGGCGCUUCGGUUGGCACUCAAGAGGUGCAUACUAACAGGCUGUCAGUAUCCGCCUUCAACAAUGCCAGCGACGAGGAAGACGAAAUCCAGAGGGACGCCGCGCAGAGAGCCGAAAUCAAGGCUGUCGCGAAGCCCCAACUUCGAAUGACGAACAUACCACCGGGCGUCUCCCCGGCAGCCAUCAGAGCUCUCCUGCCGGAUUUAAAGGUCGAGGCUAUCAAGAUCGAGUCCGCCUCUGGUGCCAGCAAUGGCCAGAGGAAAUAUGCAAGUGCCGUCAUCACCUUGUCGAGGGAGACCCCGGGAAGUGCAAUGGAUGCGGCCGUUGGCUCUCUCCAGAAUCGAUAUCUCGGUAACGGCAAUUAUCUAUCAGUUCAGCGGCACCUGUCCUCGGCGGUCCUAAAUCCCGCUGGUGCGUCAUCUGGUGCGUCCUCGACACCUCAGCCGUUUGGUGCCAAAGCUAUGGAGCAGAAUCUGGGCCCGCGUGGAAACAAUACAUACCAGAGCCGUCACCGUGGCUUCGCGCCUCCCUCGUCAUACGCACGACCUGGUACUGGCUUGGACAGAGUCGACCAGUUCUACGUGCCCGUGGCGGUCCCUGACGAUGUGAAGGUGCUUCGCCAGAUCCAUUCUGUUGUCGAACGUAUCAUCAAGCAUGGACCAGCGUACGAAACCCGACUGAUGGCACGACCGGACAUACAGCGAGACGAGAAAUGGUCGUGGCUGUGGGAUUCGAAAAGCACUGCGGGUGUAUAUUACCGCUGGCGGCUUUGGCAGCUCAACACGGCAUAUAAAUCCGACCCUCGGAACGAGCCUCACGUCCACGUCUGCGAUGACAACCCACCGUGGAAGGCCGCCGAGCAUAUGCCGUUCGAACGCGUCUCCGAAUUCAGCGAGAUCGCCUCCGAUCCGGACUACAACUCGUCGGAUGAGGAGGAGGAGUUGGAAGCUGGCAAUACGGCAAACAAUGGUGAAGUCGAGCGAUCUUUCUUGAGCCCAUUGGACCAGGCGAGGCUCACAUUUCUCCUGGGGCGCCUGCCGGACAGCCAUUCCAAACUUCGGAAAAGGGAUGUUGCCAGAGUGUCCGUUUUCGCGCUUUCCCACGCCGAUCGUGGCCCCGCAGAGAUCGUGGACAUGAUCGUGACUAACAUUGCGAGUCCCUUUGCUUUGACAUCUGCCAACCCUGAUUACGACCCGGCCGCGAAGCCAGCCACAGACGUCGUCAAAUCGGAUGAUGCGCCUGCCAGCGAAGCCGCUGACACCAGCGCGGCGAGCCUGGUAGGCUUGUACAUUGUCAGCGACAUCCUCGCCACAUCGGCCACGACAGUCUAUCGCCACACUUGGCGAUAUCGGGGGCUGUUUGAAAAGGCGCUUAAAGAACGACAAGUCUUUGAGUUUCUUGGAUCGAUGCCAGAGAAACAGGGCUGGGGCCGUCUCCGGGCUGAGAAGUGGAAACGCAGCAUCAAGCUGAUACUCAACUUGUGGGAGGGAUGGAGCGUAUUUUCGACAAAGAGUCAAGCAUACUUCACUUCUACGUUUGAGAACCCGCCUUCUCUUCAGAAGACUGAGGAUGAACCUCAGGAAGAGGCGGACAAGGGCAAGUGGAAAGCAGUGGGAGUGGCACCAGAGACUGCAAGCACCACGCAGCCUGAUGAGGCCCGGGCCGACGAUGUUGGAGGGGUGCCAAUUGGAGACGCAGACGUCAAAGGCGAGCCCAUCGACGAUGAAGAUGUUGCCGGCGUUCCGAUCGAGGACGAUGACGUCCAGGGAGAGCCAAUCGACGAUGACGACGUGGAGGGCGAACCUAUCGACGAAGACGACAUGGAUGUCGACACCGAUGGCGAUGCUGCGAUGGCCACGAGCCCGGACGAUUCGAAUGCUGCGCCGGGCACAGGACAGCGGACAGAGGAACAGACAGUACAGCGGGACGCUAGCACUGGCGCGGAUAGGCAACUCGGCAACCCAGACAGGUCCACCCGACCCGACUCCAAAGAUGAACGGAACGCGCCUCCCAGGAAGCGGAUGCGCGCAGUCGACAUGUUUGCUGAUUCGACUUGA
Molecule: messenger RNA, 2430 nt
Organism: Purpureocillium lilacinum
Lineage: Eukaryota; Fungi; Ascomycota; Sordariomycetes; Hypocreales; Ophiocordycipitaceae
Biological process (GO): RNA processing
Cellular component (GO): nucleus
Molecular function (GO): RNA binding
Source: RefSeq, a predicted model, not a curated record